AACAGUUUAGUUGCGGUUAUUUCUGCGGGUUUUUUCAGUGUCGAGCGUUCGAAAUGGCAGAGAAACGGUUGUGUGUGUGGCGAAAGUGUGUUCCAUUAACGGAAACUCGCCCUUUGGCUUUUAGCGUGAGAAGGCGAGCCUGAACUUGACACGCAUAUCUGUAAGCAGUCCGUCUUAUCUGGCAGACGAAGCCGGACUGACACACUUGCACCAUCGGGUUCUGCGGACAUGCCACAGGUUCUCCAUUUCAUACUCUUCGCUCUGUCCUGCACCGGUUCCGUCUCUUGCUCGAUCGUGUUCGCCAGAGCGGGUGAGGAUGUCACACUCAGUUGCCAGUGUCCCGGUGGCUGUUACGACGAGCUUGUCCGCUGGGUUCGAAUGAAUUCGAAUGAGACACUGCAAAUUAUCGAUACUAAAUGUGAGAAAUCGCCGUGCCGAUUCACCAGCAAAAGAACAGACGAUAUCCUGGUUGCCCUGACGAUUUUACAGGUGGAAUCAGGGGAUUCUGGGCGGUAUUACUGUGGAGAGCACCUCAGUAGCUACCUCCAGUUUACCGAUAAUGGGACCGUUUUAACGGUCGGAGAUGUCUGGACAGACCGCAGUGAAUUGCAUUUGCUGAAUGAAUGGACAGGUGAGGGUGGAAGCCCAGAGCUGGAUUGGAGUGAAGCUCAAACAUCAAACAGUAGUCAAGAGUUAAUGUCUAAAUGGAGGUAUGAGACUAAAGCGAGUGACUUCUUGGAUGUACGGCACACUGAGUUGCGCUGUGUAGUGACCAGACUCAGUGCCCCCUGGGUAAAUAUCUACUGGCGGUCGACCCGCGAAUCAUGGGAAAAAACUGGCCAGACCUCGUCUUUGUCAGCCACCGAGAGAGGGUACAGGGUAGAGAGCCAGUUGCGAAUUGGACUAAAAGUGAAGUCUGACUGGGAGGAUGAGUAUGAGAAUGAAUAUGAGUACGAGCACGAGUACGGGUACCCAGAUAAGAUGGUGGAAAUGGAUGAAGAAUUGUGGUGUGAGGUCCAGGUUGGGGUGAAUGUCUCUGUUCAGAGCCCAAAGUUUUCAUUCCGUCAGCAAACCCAUACUGACUCUGAAUGGUGCAAUGGAGUCAUAUAUGGUGAAAUAGCCUUUUGUGUGCUCUGUGUGUGCCUUCUCACCCUGCUCAUCUGUCACUGUCUCCGCCACCAGCACAAAGGUUCAGAACCAUCAGCGACAGAAGUGUCACCAACACUGAACUCUUGCAGAGAUGUGUCCUCGGACAUCACCUAUGCUCAUCUGGAUAUCAAGAAACAACCCAAGACAGAGAGACGACAAAGACAGAAGAGCAGACAGAAGAACAGUCAGGAAGACAGACUGGUGUACAGCGAAGUGAGACACAAAUGUGAAGACAGAGUACUGCAUGGGUGAGAGACAGAGAUUCGGAUACCUACAGAAAGACCCCCUGAUACUGCAAGACCUGCUUGUGGGGAGAAGGAAAGAGAGGCAAACAAAGACAGGCAGUCAAUUAGGUUUCUGAAAAUUCUGUGUUGUUGUCUCUCAUUGUAAACUUGCAUGGUUUGUCAUUUCUACCCAACCUUCUAAUUUUGGGGAAACAUUAACAGAAAUAUUUGCCUCCAUAAGAACAGUGCUUCCUAAAUGUUUAUUGCAUCACAUUUCGUUUGAAGAUCGUUUUUUCUGCAGCAAGACAAAAUUAAUGUGCUACUUGUCACAAUGUUUCAUAAUUUUUCCGUUGAUUGAUGAGAAAUGUGCAGACUGUGCUGGAUUUAUCUUAAGUGAACAGUUUGGGCAAUUACUUUGUUGCCUUAGCUCAUGUUUUAUAUGAUGAAUUAUUCAGUCAUUAAUUAUUAAAAAUGUUCAAUUUUUUCUCAUCUCAAAAUAAAUUCCUGUGAUGCUAACUGUG
Messenger RNA from Anguilla anguilla (European eel), 1894 nucleotides. RefSeq lists its product as uncharacterized. The transcript has 7 exons. NCBI's taxonomy places the organism in Eukaryota, Metazoa, Chordata, Actinopteri, Anguilliformes, Anguillidae. The record is from RefSeq and is a predicted model, not a curated record. The coding region runs from base 229 to 1401 and encodes 390 amino acids.